Trichoderma reesei QM6a is the source of this 2661-nucleotide messenger RNA. Its product is annotated as cell wall protein. Lineage: Eukaryota; Fungi; Ascomycota; Sordariomycetes; Hypocreales; Hypocreaceae. The transcript has 2 exons. Bases 181 to 2631 code for a protein of 816 amino acids. The record is from RefSeq and is a predicted model, not a curated record.
CUCUAUUCCUAAUCAGCACCAGUCUCUCAUUUCUGGAUCAAAGUCAUUCGUUUUCUUUGCAUCCCUCACAACAACGACAAAACCUACAAGCCUAAAGUCUUCCAUAUCGAUAUUAAAUAUUUCUUGAGUCCUAUCUUUUGAAAGCCACACGCUCACUACCGUUUUGAACUUUGCUUCAACAUGAAGUCCGUCACCUUUGCUCUCCUGGCUGCGGCCGGCGUGGAGCGGGUUACUGCCACCUAUAACCUUGGCAACUCGUGGACCGGUGCCAAACCCUUCAGCUGCCCCAGCAACACCAACAACAACCACUGUACCGAGCAGCAGCACCAUGGCUGGGACUGGAGUGACGUCCCCACUGGUCCUAUCGGCCACUACAGCGGCUGCGAAUUCAAGGGCUGGAGCUGCGAGAACGACUUCGGCAAGCGUGAUAGCCUCCUGAGCGCUCGUACCUUUGGCUCUACCGGCCGCUCCAUCUCUGGCCAGUGCACGGGUGACAAGACCACCACUCCUUGCAUCUACGCCAGCGGCGACAAGGAGCACUUCUCCAUCGACACCUUCUCCGUCACCACCGAGUUUGACACUCGCCUCGAGUUCCACUACGACAUGCCCGACGGCUCAACCUGCAAGCACUCUGCCGACUGCUCGUCCCACGGAACGACGGUGAAGAACAACCAGUGCGGUGGUGCCAAGUCGGUCUGCGUCGUCUACCCUGGCGGCGGCAACAAGCCCAGCACUCCCAGCAAGCCCAACAAGCCCAGCACUCCCAGCAAGCCCAACAAGCCCAGCAAGCCCAGCAAGUCCACUUGCGGUGCCAAGGUUCACCACAUCGGCUGGAACUGCGACAACAACUCUCCCCCCUCCGGCGGCAACCCUGGCAAGCCCGGUAAGCCUGGUAAGCCCGGCAAGCCUGGCAACACCCGGCCUCCUUACACUCCCCCGGAGACCACCCAGCCCGGCGGCUCUGUGCCUUCCAACACCUACACUGCCCCUGCUGAGACCUUGACUGUUCCCGCGGGCGAGACCACUUACACGGUUGGCGCUACCACCUACUCCAUCCCUGCUGGCGAGACCACCUACACUGUUCCCGGCUCGACCUUCACGGUCCCCGCUGGCGAGACCACCUACACUGUUCCCGCCGUUGAGACGACCUUUACUGCUCCUCCUGCCACCUACACCGUCCCUGCUGGAGAGACUACCUACACCGUCGACACCACCACCUACACUGUUCCUGCUGGCGAGACGACCUACACUGUCCCCGGCACCACCUACACUGUUCCUGGUGAGGCCACGACCUACACUAUCCCCGCCGGCGCCACGACCUACACUGCUCCUGCUGAGACUGUCACUGCCCCUGCUGGCGAGACCACUGCCACUGUCCCUGCUGGCGAGACCUCAACCGUCCCCGCUGACAGCGCUGAGACUACCACUGGACCCGCGGUUGCUGCCACCACCACUGCUCCGGCUGCGGGCGAGACGACCACUGACGUUGUCGUGAGCACCUCCAUCAUCCCUGGAGGCGAGACCACCACUGCCCCUGCUGCCGGUGAGACCACCACUGCCCCCGCUGCCGGUGAGACUACCGUUCCUCCCGCUGGCGAGACGACCACUGCUCCCGCUGCUGGCGAGACCACCGUCCCUCCUGCCGCCGAGACCACUGCUGCUCCCUCCACCACCGGCGGCUCUGAUGCUGCCACCACCGGCCCCGACUCGGUCAUCACCACCACCUACCAGACCACCUCCACCGUCUUCACCACCACGGUCCACACCAUCACCAGCUGCGCUCCCGAGGUGACCAACUGCCCGGCCAGGCCUGACCAGCCCGUCCUGACCACCGUGACCGUUGCCGUCAGCACCACCGUCUGCCCCGUCACUGCCACCAUCACCCCGGCUCCCCCGGCUCCCACUGCCACCGGUUCCACCCCCUCGGGCCCCGGAUCUCAGCCCGGCUCUUCUGCCCCCGGCUCCGACUCCGAUGCGCCUCUUCCCUGCCCCGAGGUCCUGCCCAGAUGUCUCAACACCUGGCUGACGCUGGUUCCCCACUGCGAUGGCAACGCCGAUGCUUCCUGCUACUGCCCCAGCAAGGACCUCGUCGAGAAGGUCUUCGAGUGCGUCUACUCCAACGGAGACAACGACGAUGACGUUGCGGCCGCCAUCACCUUCUUCCAGGGCAUCUGCGCUGGCGAUGCCGGCUCCAACCCUGCCAUUGUCACCGGUGCCGAGACCAUCACCUCCAUCAUCACCGUCACCAGCACGCCCGUUGUCGCCCCGACUGACUACACCACCAUCGUCGUGGCCACCUCGGUCACCCAGCCCGUCGUCUCCGAGGGCACCACCAUCCCCGGCAGCAGCACCACCUACUGGGUCUCGACGGCCGUCACCAUCCCCCAGGUCUCCAUCACUGCUGCGCCCGCUCCCCCCGCGCCCACUGGUGCUGCCCCGACUGCCCCUGCCGAGGCUCCUGCUCCCGCCCCGACCGUGGCUGUUCCUCCUCCUGCCGGCCCCAUUGGCACCGCCACCGGCACUGGUGUCCUUCCCGGCGGCACUGGCAUCCCCGUCAUUGGUGCUGCUGGCCGCGUUGGCGCUGGCAUGAGCCUUGGUCUCGCCAUCAUCGGCGCUGUCUUUGCCCUGUAAAGCAGCCUCCGAGCAAGCGAUGCCCUUUGG